Messenger RNA from Trifolium pratense (red clover), 1578 nucleotides. RefSeq names its product hydroxyproline O-galactosyltransferase HPGT2. Lineage: Eukaryota; Viridiplantae; Streptophyta; Magnoliopsida; Fabales; Fabaceae. The transcript is spliced from 12 exons. The record is from RefSeq and is a predicted model, not a curated record. The coding region runs from base 151 to 1188 and encodes 345 amino acids. Gene Ontology annotation, molecular function: hexosyltransferase activity. Gene Ontology annotation, cellular component: Golgi membrane.
GGUACAAAAUAAAUAAACAAAAUCUUAAAAAUAAAACCCCUUUCUAUACGUUAGUUUGUAGUGACAGAGUCGAUUGAUUGAUUCAGGAUUUGCAUCCAUUUCAAUUGGAAUUCUGAAUCCUGAACUCAGAACUGAAUAUUUCCGACUAAGAUGGAUACAUUGCCGACGACAUCCACGGCGGCGAAGCGAGGAGGAGGAAGAUCCAAAGUCGUUCAAACGUCAAAAUCUUCUCUCCUCUUAGCUUUCUUCUCUUGUGUUGCUUGGCUUUACGUCGCUGGCAGGUUAUGGCAAGAUGCUGAGAAUCGAAAUUUACUUGCUACUCUUCUCAAGAAGAAUUCAGCACAGAGACCUAAGGUUCUUACGGUGGAAGAUAAGUUAAUGGUACUAGGAUGCAGGGAUCUGGAGAAGAGAAUUGUGGAAGCUGAGAUGGAAUUGACAUUGGCCAAGAGUCAAGGGUACCUCAAAGGCCAACGGCUGCAAACUGCCUCUGCUGACCGUAGGCUUCUUGCUGUUAUUGGAGUGUAUACUGGUUUUGGAAGCCGAUUGAAAAGGAAUGUAUUCAGAGGGUCUUGGAUGCCUAGAGGUGAUGCCUUGAAAAAACUUGAAGAAAGAGGAGUGGUCAUACGUUUUGUAAUUGGUCGGAGUGCUAAUCGAGGUGAUAGCUUGGAUCGCAAUAUUGAUGAGGAAAACCGCUCAACAAAGGAUUUCUUGAUUCUUGAAAGUCAUGAAGAAGCUCAAGAAGAGUUGCCUAAAAAAGCAAAAAUCUUCUUUAGUACAGCAGUUCAGAACUGGGAUGCUGAUUUUUAUGUGAAAGUCGAUGACAGUAUUGACAUUGAUCUGGAGGGUUUAAUUGCACUUCUUGACCGUCGCCGUAGCCAGGAUGGCGCAUAUAUUGGAUGCAUGAAGUCAGGAGACGUGAUAUCAGAAGAGGGAAAGCUUUGGUAUGAACCUGACUGGUGGAAAUUUGGGGAUGAAAAAUCGUAUUUCCGACAUGCAGCUGGUUCACUUGUUAUACUCUCAAAGAAUUUAGCACAGUACAUUAACAUAAACAGUGUAUCUUUGAAGACCUAUGCCUAUGAUGAUACAUCAUUGGGAUCAUGGAUGAUGGGCAUCCAAUCAACAUAUAUUGACGACAGUCGCCUUUGCUGCAGUGGCAUCAGCCAAGAUAAGUUAUGCUCGGUGGCUUGAUUGGAUGAUGAGAUCACAUCCUUCACUACUUGUUUGGGAGUCUGAUGAUCAAUGUCAGUUGAAGAUUAUGUUUACGCUUUUUGAUCGAAUACACCAUUGAGAGCUUCGCAGACAACCAAUAUAACUACUUUGUAUACCUACAGUGAUCUGUUCAUUCUUUUAGAUGUUAAAAUAGCGAAAUCGACGGACUUCAGCCAUUAGAGAGCUCACCUGAUAUUUUGGAAGUGCUAUGAUAUCAUAGUCUUCCUCUGUUAUUAUUGUCUAUAUACAAAACUUAAGUUGAUGAUCAAAUAUUGAAAAGAGAAAUUCAAAGAAAGCAUAUGCGAUUAAUAUAUUGUGUAUUAAUGCAUUGAACCACAGGCAGCAAAUUAUAUUUUUCCUUUCUUUUUA